AUGGCCUCCAAGAUAGUGUUUGUUACCGGUAAUGUCAAUAAGCUCAAGGAAGUGAGGAUGCUGCUGGCACCUGCAGAAGGGCAAGUGCCUGCUUUUGAGUUGACGAACAUUGAUUUUGAUUUAGACGAGCUUCAAGACAGCUCCCUGGAAAACAUCGCCCGUCACAAGGUGUCACAAGCGCAGGAAAAAUUGGCAAAGGGGACUGCAGUUUUUGUGGAGGACACGGCCUUGUGUUUUGAUAGCUACAAUGGACUACCUGGCGCGUAUGUUAAAUGGUUCUUGAAAAGUGUGGGACCAGAGGGAUUGGUCCGUAUGCUUGCCGGAUUCGACAAUAAGAAAGCCGAGGCUGUAACCACGGUUGCAUUUGCAGACUCCAAUGGCCAAAUACAUGUCUUCCAGGGCAAAACUCAGGGCAAGGUCGUGGAUCCUCGCGGAUCCCGCGAGUUUGGCUGGGAUUGCAUUUUUGAGCCCGAAGAAGGCGCUGGAAAGACGUAUGCGGAGAUGGAGAAGAAGGACAAGAACCAAAUAUCGCAGAGGUCCCGAGCGUUUGCGUUGCUGAGCAAACAUUUGAACGGUGCGUCCAACUCUGGAGUGUAA
This is a messenger RNA of Lachancea lanzarotensis, 597 nucleotides long. It is a transcript of the gene HAM1, whose product is annotated as LALA0S07e03642g1_1. The record is from RefSeq and is a predicted model, not a curated record. Gene Ontology annotation, biological process: nucleoside triphosphate catabolic process. Bases 1 to 597 code for a protein of 198 amino acids. The transcript has a single exon. Gene Ontology annotation, molecular function: nucleoside triphosphate diphosphatase activity. Gene Ontology annotation, cellular component: cytoplasm. Lineage: Eukaryota; Fungi; Ascomycota; Saccharomycetes; Saccharomycetales; Saccharomycetaceae.